Arctia plantaginis is the source of this 408-nucleotide messenger RNA. The record is from the annotation of a GenBank genome assembly. Lineage: Eukaryota; Metazoa; Arthropoda; Insecta; Lepidoptera; Erebidae.
AUGGCGUGUACCGUUGCCGGCUGUUCAAGUCGAUUGGGUGUUUUGACGGAGAAUAAUGAGAAUGUAUCAUUCCAUCGAUUUCCGGCUGACGUCGACUUGAAAAAAUUAUGGGUUAAAAAUGUAAGGAAAGGAGAUGAAUGGAAGCCCACACAGUAUACCAGGAUCUGCUUUUUACAUUUUGAUAAAUCUUGUUUUCGUGAGGGUUAUGGACGAAAAACCCUACAUUCGUACGCAGUACCAACAAUAUUUCCUAAUCAACCAUUAUCGCGUCGACCAAAAUUACCUACAAAAAGAAAACUUAUACCGAAAUAUGGCGAGACCUCUGCUGCGAGAAAAGACGAGCAACGGGGAUGCCCGAAUACUUUAGGACCCAACGGAGGACCUUGGUGGACCCAAGGGGAGAAGUAA